AUGGUGUUGAAGUAGUAUCUGGCAACUUCUCUUUCUUUGGGACGAUUAUUGAUUUGAUCCCAGUGGAUUCGUCGGUUAACUCCAUUCGUCCACUUUCCUUACGUCUGGACGAUGGUACUGGGACGAUAAGUUGUGUCUAUUUUCGGCCGGAUAAACUUGAUCUACAGGAUUAUAUGAAAAUCGGUGACGAUUUACUCGCCUACGGGACGAUUCAAGAGUAUCGGGACUCGUCCCAGCUGCGUUGUGACAAAUUGAAGUUUGUCUCGGACCCAAACUUUCAAGCUCUGUGGAUCAACCAAGUUAUUUAUUACAAAAAGAUGAAGCAAAAACAAUUUUAGUUUUUUAUGUGAAAUAUCUAAAUCAACUGCAAAGUGUACAGUGUACAGUUUUCAAAUAUUUCCUCAAUGAAAGGAAUACUGCCUUCAUAGAUUAUGAUCGCCCAUUGAACUGAUAAUAAACUUUUUUUUUUUUUCAGAAAAAAAAUCUGAUUAAAAAUGAAGUUGGUCCGAUUCCUCAUGAAGCUCAGUCACGAGACAGUCACAAUUGAACUCAAGAACGGGACACAGGUUCAUGGUUCUAUAACUGGUGUAGAUAUUGCCAUGAACACUCAUCUCAAGAGCGUUAAGAUGACAAUCAAAAACCGGGAUCCAGUCUCUAUAGACUCAUUAACCGUCCGGGGAAAUAAUAUCAGAUAUUUUAUCCUGCCUGACACCCUGCCCCUGGAAAACCUGCUGAUUGACGACGGACCCCGGAAGCGUAAGGAACUCGGACGAGGCGGACGAGGUGGUCGAGGUGGAUCCAGAGGAAACCCAAGAUCUGGCGGAGCCCGCGGUGGACGUGGACGUGGUCGAGGCGGACCCCGGAGUGGAGGAGCUCCCCGCGGUGGACCAAGGAGGAUGUAGAGAACUCCUCUCCGGCAAAUCCAUGCAAUCUUUGCAUGGCAAAUCCAUGCAAUCUUUGAAUCUUUGCAUUUCGUUUAUUUUGUAAACUUGUACCUUAACGUUUGUGUUGUCACCAUUUUUUCAACUCUAAAAAUGUUUCAGA
Molecule: messenger RNA, 1044 nt
Organism: Eurytemora carolleeae
Lineage: Eukaryota; Metazoa; Arthropoda; Copepoda; Calanoida; Temoridae
Gene: SmD1
Product: small nuclear ribonucleoprotein Sm D1
Exons: 3
Coding region: 495-902 (135 amino acids)
Biological process (GO): RNA processing; spliceosomal snRNP assembly
Cellular component (GO): U2 snRNP; spliceosomal tri-snRNP complex; precatalytic spliceosome
Molecular function (GO): RNA binding
Source: RefSeq, a predicted model, not a curated record